Molecule: messenger RNA, 1447 nt
Organism: Austrofundulus limnaeus
Lineage: Eukaryota; Metazoa; Chordata; Actinopteri; Cyprinodontiformes; Rivulidae
Gene: slc35a2
Product: solute carrier family 35 member 2
Biological process (GO): pyrimidine nucleotide-sugar transmembrane transport
Cellular component (GO): Golgi membrane
Molecular function (GO): pyrimidine nucleotide-sugar transmembrane transporter activity
Source: RefSeq, a predicted model, not a curated record
UAGCAGAAACAUCACUGGUGUGUGUAAUUGUUCGACAGAGGCAGCCCURGUCUUGAACAAGCCCAUCUUUGUUUCUAGUUUUCUUCACUUCCGGGACACCUCCGCUCCUCCUCACUGGGUCUCAUCCCGAUGGUCCCGGCGGCUCCUCCGGAUCCUUCCUCCUCGGUCCACAGCGCUGAUCCUCCCGCUUCAYGCAGAACAUCGGGUCGAGGUUCGGGGUUUGGGAGCUGGAUCGGAACCGUGAGCUGGGUUUAGCUGGUUCGGCGCUCGGGCAGCGGGGUGAGGAAGGUUCGGUCCGGACGGACUGAGGGAGCCAGCUCAGCAUGGCCGCAGGCAGCCUCAACAAGACGGUGGAGGAGAAGACUCCGAACCGGACUCACAGUGAUGCCAACAGGAAGUUGAAGUACAUCAGCCUGGCCGUGCUGGUGGUCCAGAACGCCUCGCUCAUCCUCAGCAUCCGCUACGUGCGCACGCUGCCGGGCGACCGCUUCUUCGCCACGUCGGCGGUGGUGAUGGCCGAGGUUCUGAAGGUSCUGACGUGUCUGCUCAUCAUCCUGCUGCAGAAGAGAUUCAGCCUGAUGGAAACGGCCCACUUCCUGUUCGACUCYGUGGUCCUGCAGUACAGAGACACCCUGAAGCUGGCGGUGCCGGCGCUCAUCUACACGCUGCAGAACAACCUGCAGUACAUCGCCAUCUCCAACCUGCCCGCCGCCACCUUCCAGGUCACCUACCAGCUGAAGAUCCUCACCACGGCUCUGUUCAGCGUGCUGAUGCUCAGGAAGUCCCUGACCCGGGUCCAGUGGGUCUCCCUGCUGCUGCUGUUCACCGGCGUGGCUGUGGUCCAGGUGCAGCAGGAAGGGAACAAAGAGGCGUCGGUGUCUGACUCCUCCCAGCAGAACUACACGGCGGGCCUGGUGGCGGUGGUCAUCAGCUGCCUGUCUUCGGGCUUCGCCGGCGUUUACUUUGAGAAGAUCCUGAAGGGCAGCGCGGCCUCGGUGUGGAUGAGGAACGUCCAGCUGGGGAUCUUCGGCACGGCGCUGGGCCUGCUGGGGCUGUGGUGGAACGAUGGCGCGGCGGUGGCCGAGCGCGGCUUCCUGUUCGGCUACACGGCCACGGUGUGGUGCGUGAUCUUCAACCAGGCGUUCGGCGGGCUGCUGGUGGCGGUGGUGGUGAAGUACGCCGACAACAUCCUGAAGGGCUUCGCCACCUCCUUCUCCAUCGUGGUGUCCACCGUCAUGUCCGUCUACCUGUUCGCCUUCCACGUGGACCUGCUGUUCACCGUCGGGGCGGGGCUCGUCAUCGGCGCCGUCUACAUGUACAGCCUCCCGAAGGCGCCCGGCGCCUCGGUGACCCAGAGCCCCGCCUCCUCCUCGGCGUCCUCUGCAGCGUCCUCGGAGCCGUCCAGGACGGUGGACGGAGARGGAGAGAUGGAGGCGUUUCUGCCAAA